This is a messenger RNA of Plectropomus leopardus (leopard coralgrouper), 4864 nucleotides long. RefSeq names its product strawberry notch homolog 2b (gene sbno2b). Gene Ontology annotation, biological process: regulation of DNA-templated transcription. Gene Ontology annotation, molecular function: chromatin DNA binding; histone binding. The record is from RefSeq and is a predicted model, not a curated record. NCBI's taxonomy places the organism in Eukaryota, Metazoa, Chordata, Actinopteri, Perciformes, Serranidae. Gene Ontology annotation, cellular component: nucleus.
CACCGUCUCAAUCAGGAAGUGGGGAAAACAACUAAGACGAACAAGUUGGAUAAAAUCCCUUAUUUCUUUUACUUUGACGCGAGUCUUCGUUCAAAAUCAACUAGUGUGCUCGGGGUUUGGAUUGAGAAUCAUAAACAUACUAACGGUCAUGGAAAGCAUUUGCCCCUGUUAGAAGUACUAUCUCGGACACAGCCAGCACCUGGGUGGCGGUCGGAGGGUACAUAGCCUAAGUCAGCUGGUGGUCAUGUGUGAAGCUGUGGUCUGAUGCCCACCCUCCCCUCAGCGCUGGCCAUGGACGGGGAGAACUACCUGCAUCCAGAAGGCCCUCAGCUGGACAGCAACAUGUUCUCUGUGGCCUCCUCUAACAUGGAGAGUUCAUUAUUUGCCUCCUCUGGGUCCUGGGGAUCCUUCUCUCAGCCGACUGGAUACAGCAUACACUGCCCUAUGCAAUCUGGAAACCAGCAAUACCACUUGAACAGCAGCACUACCACCACCACUCCGGAUAUGCACAUGGACAUGUACCCGGGAUUUUCUGACGUGGACUUUUCCGGCCUCAACCUCCCUCGGAAUGGAGACUUCCCCCAGGAUCUGUCCUGCAUUGAUGACCUCUCCACAAACUCUCUGUUCUCCUCUCCGGCUGACUCACUGUCGGAGUAUGCUGAUGCCCAGCCCUUCAUCAGCCCAGACAACCUGAACACAGUGCCCACCCUCUGGGACGUCAACACUAGUACCACCACCACACCAGCACAGAGCCAGCUAGAGCUGAAUGGCACCAGCAGGUUUCAUGGCUUGGCCAGUUUGGAUGAUAUAACUGCUAUUAUCAGCACACCACCUUUAGGAGGAUUCCAGCCUCAGAGAACCCAGUCACCCCCAGAGGAGGAAGAGGAUGCUGAGGAAGAGGAAACAGAGGAACUGGGACAUGUAGACACAUAUGCUGAGUACAGACCUUCCAAAUCCACUAUAGGAAUUUCUCAUCCUGACAUAGUGGUGGAGACCAACACGCUAUCCAGUGUCCCUCCUCCUGACAUCACAUACACUCUCUCUAUCCCUGAGUCAACCAUUAACAGUGGCCUGCUGUCCGCUCUGCAGCUCGAGGCCAUCAUCUACGCCUGCCAGCAACAUGAGGUUAUUCUUCAGAACCAACAGAGGGCAGGUUUUCUGAUUGGAGAUGGGGCAGGGGUCGGAAAAGGACGCACUGUGGCAGGAAUCAUCCUGGAAAACUACCUGAAGGGAAGGAAGAAAGCACUAUGGUUCAGCAUAUCCAAUGACCUGAAAUUUGAUGCAGAGAGAGAUCUCAAAGACAUAGAUGCACCGAAUAUUCCUGUGCAUGCCUUAAACAAGAUUAAGUAUGGAGACACAGCUACCUCAGAAGGAGUCCUGUUUGCAACUUACUCUGCGCUGAUUGGAGAGAGCCAGGCAGGAGGGCAGCACCGGACGAGAAUCAAACAGAUCCUCGAUUGGUGCAAGCCAGACUUUGAUGGAGUUAUUAUUUUUGAUGAAUGCCACAAAGCCAAGAAUGCCACAUCUACAAAGAUGGGCAAGGCAGUGCUUGACCUGCAAAACAAACUGCGGUCGGCCAGAGUGGUGUACGCCAGUGCCACAGGUGCCUCUGAGCCAAAGAACAUGAUCUAUAUGAGUCGCCUGGGAAUCUGGGGUGAGGGCACACCCUUCAGAACCUUUGAUGACUUCCUGCACGCCAUCGAGAAGAGAGGUGUCGGUGCCAUGGAGAUUGUUGCCAUGGACAUGAAAGUGAGCGGGAUGUACAUUGCCAGGCAGCUGAGCUUCUCAGGGGUGUCUUUCCGCAUUGAAGAGAUCGGACUGGACAAUGACUUCAAACUGGUUUAUAACAAAGCUGCCAAACUGUGGGCAGAGGCGUUGCAGGUGUUCAUGCGUGCAGCUGAUGAGCUGGGCCUGGUCAGCAGGAAGUCUCUGUGGGGACAGUUCUGGUCAGCUCACCAGCGCUUCUUCAAAUACCUCUGUAUCGCUGCCAAGGUCCGCUGCCUGGUGGAGCUGGCUCAAAAAGAGCUGCAGGCUGGAAAGUGCAUCGUUAUCGGGCUGCAGUCUACUGGCGAGUCCCGCACCAGAGAAGUGUUGGAUGAGAAUGACGGGCAUCUUGAUAGAUUUGUUUCCGCAGCAGAGGGAGUAUUCCAGUCUCUCGUGAUGAAACAUUUUCCUUCAGAGAAACAGAGGAGGGAAAAGGCACCAGGGAAUAAGAGAAAACGGAAGCCUCGAGGUCGCCAGCCCAAGGUACCCAAGCACACUGUGGACAGCGGCGGUGUAAUCAACAUCAGCGAUGACAGCAGCAGUGACUCUGAUGGCAUGGACACAGACUCAAAUUCUUCACCAGACUCCCUGCUAGACAACGAUGAUGUCAUCUUUGUUAACCACACUAGCUGUCAGACAGCCAGGAUAGAGGAGAUGAAGCAGGGCCUCCUCAAUAAAAUAUCCAUACUGGGAAAAGAACUACCUCUCAAUACCUUGGACGAGCUCAUCGAUAAGUUUGGGGGACCAGAUAAAGUCUCAGAGAUGACUGGUCGUAAGGGUCGAGUGGUGCGGCGUCCUGAUGGCAGCGUCCGUUACGAGUCACGGGCUGAGCAGGGUCUCACCAUUGACCACAUUAACAUCAAGGAGAAAGAUCGCUUCAUGGGCGCAGAGAAGUUCGUGGCCAUCAUCUCAGAGGCAGCCAGCUCCGGGAUUUCCCUGCAGGCGGACAAGCGAGUGAAAAACCAGAGGCGCAGGGUCCACAUGACCUUGGAGCUGCCUUGGAGUGCAGACAGGGCCAUUCAGCAAUUUGGUCGCACCCAUCGGUCCAAUCAGGUGACGGCCCCAGAGUACAUCUUUCUCAUCUCAGAGUUGGCCGGGGAGAGACGUUUUGCCUCCAUCGUGGCUAAGAGACUAGAGAGCCUGGGUGCAUUAACUCAUGGAGACCGAAGAGCCACAGAAUCCAGAGACCUGAGCAAGUACAAUUUUGAGAACAAGUAUGGUACCAAGGCUCUAGAUAAAAUCACCAAAGCAAUCCUUGGCCACAUAGAGAACAAAGUGCCCCCUCCCAAAGCAUACCCCGGGGGUGACGCCAUGUUCUUCAGAGACAUGAAGCUCGGAAUGAUGGAUGUAGGCAUCUUCUGUAGAGAGCCUCGCUUUGGGAUCAGUACUGAGAAAGACUGCAGCAUUACCAAGUUCUUAAAUCGCAUCCUGGGCCUCGAGGUUCACAAGCAGAACUGUCUCUUCCAAUACUUCACUGACAACUUUGACUACCUAAUCGAGAAGGAUAAGAAGGAGGGCAAAUAUGACAUGGGAAUCCUAGACCUUGCCCCGGGUAACGACGAGAUCUAUGAGGAGAGGCAGGAAACUUUUUUGACAGCUGGAAACCCUCAGGAUGGUCAGGUCGUUCUCUAUAAGAUCAGUGUGGACAGAGGCAUGCCCUGGGACGAGGCCUACAACAGGUCCCUGAAGCUCAGCGGCCCUGAAGAGGGAUUCUACCUGUCCGUAAAGCUGCGAGGUAACCACCCAUGUGUGCUGCUAGCUGAGCAAGGAAGAGGCAGGAACUUCAUUGUCUACAAGCCGAAUAUUGGCAAGCAGACCCACCCUGAGAGUCUGGACAACCUGCAGCAGCGUUACCGCAAGGCGACUCCCGAGGAAGCCCGGGACAGCUGGGAGAACCAGUUCACCUUUUCCUUCAAGAAGUGCAGCCAUGCCAACUGGAAUGGGAAGUGUAAGAAAAUAGAGGAAGGUCAGGAGUGUCUGCAGGGCAUGCGUCUCCGUCAGUACCACAUGUUGUGUGGUGCGCUGUUGCGUGUGUGGAAGCGCGUAUCUGAUGUGGUGUCUGACAUCACCAGCUCCAGCAUCCUGCAGAUCGUCCGACUUAAAACCAAACAGCACAACAAGCAAGUCGGCAUUAAGAUCCCAGAGAACUGCGUGGCCCGUGUGCGGGAGGAGCUGAUCCUCAUGGACGAGGAGGUGAAGAGGAGAAGAAAGGAGAGGGAGCAGCAGGCCGUGGAGCAGCGGCUGGCCGAGGAGCGCGCGCGUAAAAUGGAGCUGGAUAACAAACACCUCCUGGCCAAUCUGUUUAACCAGAAACCCAUGCUGAACCAGUCCCUCGCUCAGUCCCUCGUCCAGAGCCAGAUCCUCAAACAGAAACUGAACCAAAACGCUCUGCAAAGGACUCAAACUGGGAGCAUCUCUCAGCUGCAGAGACUGCAGCUCCAGUCCACUUUACAGCAGCCCUCGCAGAAACUCCCCCUGUUGUCUUUACAGAGGAACCCGGGCCAAACGCAGCAAAGGACCCAGAACAGCUGGAGCAACAACUCCACCACCACCAACAGCCAGGGCGCUGUCCCCAACACGGUCAACAUCCGCUCCAAUUUCUCCCAGUUUUACCCCCAGUCCUUUAUGCCCUCUUUCCCACAACUGAAGAACCCGUCACUUCCACUCCAUCAGACCACACUGUCUCCAAACUUGUCUUCCAAGAAUCCCCUGGACGAGAUCUUGGACCUGACUGUGAGCUCACCGUCGCCCUCUCCGGACACCACAGAGGGCGGACUCAAUCUGGACAGUCUGGCGGGACACUCUGCAGCAUUCGGAGACGACUUUAAUCUGGAGUCUCUGAUCUCUCAGACUGCAGCGAAUACACAAAUACAGCAGCCUCUUUUGCUACCACAGCAACAGCAACAGCAGCAGCAGGCAUCUGCAGGCGACGACGCCACAGCAGCAGAACCACAACCUGCUGGCCAAUAACCACCAAGACUUAUUAGAUUUACUUGACUUGCCCCUUACUCCACCAAUGCCCACACAGAAAGCCAGCCCUUCGUCCUCUACCUCCUCCUGCUCUUCCUCUGCAUCCUCCGCCUCAAACAACCUGGUUUCA